UAUAUUUUCUUUCGGGCAAAUUAAGUGAUUACGCUUCAUAUGCAGCUCUCUUCAAUGCGGGUAAUUUUUUAGAAUCGGUAAAUUUGCCAGUCACCGGCGAGAUUCUAAAGAAGUAAAACAUGUUUCGUAACCAGUAUGACAACGAUGUUACUGUCUGGAGUCCACAGGGCCGUAUUCACCAGAUUGAGUAUGCCAUGGAGGCAGUCAAGCAGGGAUCUGCCUCUCUCGGGCUCAAGUCAAAAACACAUGCCAUUCUUGUGGCCUUGAAGAGGGCACCGUCUGAGUUAUCAGCGUACCAGAAGAAGAUCCUGCUAAUAGACGACCAUGUGGGAGUGGCCAUUGCUGGGUUGACUGCUGACGCAAGGCUGCUUAGCAAUUUCAUGCGCUCUGAAUGCUUGAACUCGAGAUAUGCCUACGAUCAACCUCUUCCUGUCUCAAGACUUGUAGCAGCCGUUGGCAACAAAUCUCAGGUUCUUACACAGAGAUAUGGACGACGACCAUUUGGUGUUGGACUGCUUGUUGCUGGAUAUGAUGCUCAGGGUCCUCAUAUUUACCAGACCUGUCCGUCAGCCAACUACUACGACUGUAAGGCAAUGGCCAUAGGUGCUAGGUCCCAGUCGGCAAGAACUUAUGUGGAGAAACACCUCGACAAAUUCCAUGAUAGCAGUCUGGAUGAGCUGGUAGCCCAUGGACUUCGAGCCCUGAGGGACACCUUGCCAUCAGAUGUCAACCUCACUACUAAGAACUGUUCUCUGGGUGUAGUUGGAGAAGACCAGAAUUUCAUGAUUUAUGAUGACGAACAAGUCGAGAAAUAUCUGAAGCUGAUAGAGGGAGAGGAGAGGUCAACCAGAGCUACCAAGGAGGGGCCUGCUGAGGGAGAGGAGCCCAUGCAGCAAGAUGGUGAGGGUGGAGCCCCAGAUGCCCCGCCUACAGACGCCCAGCAGCCUGAGGGCAUGGACCAGUGACGCCCUCCACCCUCCAGCCACCCCCCUAGCGACGAUGAUCACCUCUGUUGCUAGGUGCACUUGCUUGUUUAUGCUGCACUCUUAAUUAGAAUCAGGUCUAAAUGGAUGGGAGAAGAAACUUGUGCCAACAAUUUGUUUACAAGAUCUAUUGUUAAACAUAAAGACAAUGAGACACAUUAAGACCUUUUUAAUCAGAUUAAUUAAGUUAACUUACUAUAGUAAUAUUUUAUGAAAAACCUUUUGUUUGUAUUGUCAAUUAUUUGCAUAAGAAUAACUUCUGAAUACUCUAGACAGGCCUCUAACGAAAAUUUACCUUAAAAUGUAAAGUGUCAUCUCUGAUAAGCCUGUUUGUACUGCACAUUCUAAACAAGGAUGACACUUUACACACAUGCAUUAAGCCUGAUAUUCCCACAGCGAGGCUAAUGUUAUAAUUGAGUCUCCAUACUCAGGCAAGUGCACCUACAUAGGCAGAAGAAUCUUCAGUGCGCGCUACAUUGGGUGUCCGGAACCUUAUAGGGUCUCUUAUGACAUAUGGAACUGGAAUAUUUUAAGUGCUUAUAAAUUUGAGUAAUGUUAUUUUCUAUUGUACUUAAAAAAUGGAUGUUUGAUCACUGAUCAUGUAUGAUCAAUCAUUCUUCUGUUCGUUGUAUUGCUUGACAAAAUAAAAUUGCAUUCAUGCAGCUGUUAUUACCAGACAUAGCAAAACUCCUUCAUAAAUGACUAGCUAGUCUUUGCUUAAAACUGAAAAACACCACUUUUGAUAUGAUUGGUUUGCAAAAUAUUGUACUAUAUAAUUUAGGUAUAUGAACAAUUUCUCAAUGUUUGCCUUGAAUUUAAUAAAAGUGUUUUCAUCACCUA
Molecule: messenger RNA, 1823 nt
Organism: Dreissena polymorpha
Lineage: Eukaryota; Metazoa; Mollusca; Bivalvia; Myida; Dreissenidae
Product: proteasome subunit alpha type-1-like
Exons: 11
Coding region: 120-965 (281 amino acids)
Biological process (GO): ubiquitin-dependent protein catabolic process
Cellular component (GO): proteasome core complex, alpha-subunit complex; proteasome core complex; nucleus
Source: RefSeq, a predicted model, not a curated record